UACUGCUCGUAAAAAAGAAAGAUGGCACUUGGAGGUUUUGCACCGAUUACCGAGCUCUCAACGCUGUCACAGUCAAGGAUAGGUUCCCCAUUCCGACCGUUGAUGACAUGUUAGACGAGUUAUACGGGCCAACUUACUUCACUAAGCUUGACUUGCGAGCGGGCGACCAUUAGGUGAGGAUGCACGCCGAAGACAUAUCAAAAACGGCGUUCCGGACCCACAACGGCCAUUACGAAUAUCUCGUGAUGCCCUUUGGGCUUUGCAACGCACCCUCAACCUUUCAGGCUCUAAUGAACGAUAUAUUCAGGCCCUACCUCCGCAAGUUCGUCUUGGUAUUUUUUGACGAUAUUCUGAUCUAUAGUCAGGACCAGGCGACCCACCUCCAACACCUGCGGCAGGUAUUCCUUAUCUUGAGGCAACAUCAAUUUUUUGUCAAGUUCUCCAAAUGUGCCUUUGGACUCCACGAACUGGAAUAUUUAGGGCACAUUAUCACGUCUACUGGCGUAAAGGUUGACCCGGCAAAGAUUCAAGCGAUGGUCCAAUGGCUGCGGCCCACAAAUGCGACGGAGCUUCGAGGAUUUCUUGGCCUCAGGGGAUACUAUCGCAAGUUCGUGAGGGGAUAUGGACUCAUCGCAAGGCCACUAACUCAAUUGUUGAAAAAGGGAUCCUUUACAUGGACGGAUGAAGCUACGACAGCCUUUGAAGCUCUCAAGGUAGCAAUGACUACUACCCCUAUCUUAGCCAUGCCUGACUUCUCAAAAACGUUCAUAGUCGAGACCGAUGCGUCCGAACGCGGUCUGGGAGCCAUUCUCAUGCAGAAGGGACGACCGAUCGCAUUUAUGAGUCGCGCGCUGGGGACCCAGAGGCAAGGUUUGUCCGCCUACGCCAAGGAAAUGAUGGCCGUAGCGGCCGCAUUUCAACUAUGGAGAUCAUACCUGUUGGGGAGAAAAUUUAUGAUCCGAACAGAUCAGAGGAGCUUGAGAUUUCUAUUAGAACAAAGGAUUACAACUCCUGAACAACAGAAAUGGGUUACAAAACUUUUGGGCUAUGAUUAUGAAAUUCUAUAUAAACCGGGUAAGGAGAACCAGGCAGCGGACGCCUUGUCUCGCUGGCCCAGGAAGACGGAAGAAGCCAGCCCAAAUGGAAAAGACACGCCGGAAAAUGGAUCCUCUAACAGAAAGCUCGAGCCAUUUACGUCAAAAUUAGAAAAAGGUAAUGGGCCAAACAAUGAAGCCUCUUUUGAUAUCCCUUCCGCCGUUCUUUCAUUGGAAACUCACAAGGAUAACGAUGAAGCCUCUUUGGAUAUCCCUUCCGCCAAAAAUUACGUCAAAGACCUCGCGGAUCAAGCUAACCCGACGAAAGCUAUGGGGGAUAAGCACCAAGGAGUCUCCCAUCCCUUCACGACCCUCGGUGAUUCUUUAAAAAGAGCUGCAGCCGAAGACCCUUACCUGCAAGCCAUCAAGAAGAAAGCACAAUCACCCUCUCCCGGCCGCUUCACAGUGAAAGGAGACAUGGCACUAUACGAUGAGAGGCUUGUCCUUCCCCCAGACUCGCCUCUCGUCACCGAGCUUCUGCAGGAGUACCACAGCUCACCCAUAGGCGGUCACUCCGGAGUUCUACGAACAUACAAGCGGCUGGCUGCUCAAUUUUUUUGGCCCGACAUGCUUGAAAGCGUUAAGAGGUUCGUCGCCGACUGUGACACCUACCAAAGGUCCAAAUCACAGUCUCUUGCCCCAGCCGGACUUCUUCAACCAUUACCAGCCCCUACUCUGAUUUGGGACGAGCUAUCCAUGGAUUUCAUCGACGGAUUGCCGUCAUCUGCCGGUAAAACGGUGAUCCUUGUGGUGGUCGACAGGUUGACAAAGGCGGCACACUUCAUGGGGUUAUCUCACCCCUACACCGCCAAGACGGUCGUCGAUGCUUUCAUUCAAGGAAUCGUCAAGCUGCACGGCAUUCCACGCUCUAUAGUAAGUGACCGGGACCCUAUCUUUGUCAGUAAUUUCUGGCGUGAGCUGUUUCGUAUGUCAGGCACGACGCUGCCUAUGUCAUCGUCGUAUCAUCCUCAAACCGACGGCCAAACGGAGGUGGUCAACCGAAGCCUUGAACAAUAUUUGCGUUGCUUCACUCACCAACAGCCCCGCCGUUGGAUGACUGUUCUGCCAUGGGCCGAAUUCUGGUACAACUCCACCUUCCACCGUUCAAUUGGCAUGAGUCCAUUCCAAGCUGUCUAUGGACGUCCACCUCCUGCAAUUCCCUUCUACCAGCGGGACGGUACAGCAGUCCACGCAGUCGAUCAAGCCUUACUGGACAGGAAUGCGGUGUUGCAAGAGCUAAAAAUCAACCUCCAAAAUGCACAGUCCAGGAUGAAGCAACAGGCGGAUAAGGGUAGGAGGGAUGAGACUUUCGAAGUCGGUGACAUGGUAUUCCUUCGCCUACACCCUUAUAGGCAACAUUCCGUUUACCGCCGAGCCUCUCAAAAGCUCGCAGCUCGCUUCCAUGGACCAUAUCAAGUGACUGAACGCAUCGGUCCAGUGGCCUACCGUUUGGGGCUGCCUACAGGCUCGCGUGUGCAUCCCGUGUUCCACGUGUCUCUGCUCCGUCGCUGUACCACUCCGGAGACGCCACCCAACCUCACCAUUCCGCCCGUUGCUGAAGAUGGAGCGCUCGAACUAUUACCAGAGGCAAUCCUGGACACUCGUUGGAUUCGUCGAGGAAACAAAAUCAUUGAAGAAUCUCUGGUCAAAUGGCGCGCAUUACCAGAGGAGGACGCAACUUGGGAGCUAACCUCGGAGCUGUUUGACCGCUUUGCAGAUUCUGACCUUGAGGACAAGGCCAUUCUUCCAGGAGGAGGCAAUGAUGGACUCAUGACACGAGCUGGCCGUGGACCGAGGGGGGAGAUGGAGGCCCAACCGGGUUUGGGCGUAGUUCAUCGUGGCUGAUCAUGAAGACCAUUAGUUGGAGGACCCACUGCUGCUUGCGUAGGAAGUUUAUUAGUUAAGAUUGGAUUUCAUUGUUGCUAAUUUGAUUUGGUUGUUAGUGGAGUCGAUGUCCACGUAGCUGUUAGGAUCGGAUAGGUGUAGGGAGAUCAUAUAGAUUCUCCAAAUCAUAGGAGAUCAGGGUAUCAGUUUGUGAACCCGAUCGUUAGGCUUUCUCCUCUAUAUAUACAGAGGGCUGAAAUGAAUAAAGGCAGCAGAUUAUUAGUAGAAAAACAGGAGUCACACUGGCUGGUUCUCGCUAAAAGAAGAACAAGCUCACACCCCUGAUUUCCAAGUUUCAACAGUAUCCCGCGGGUACUCAUUCUAGAAAUUCUUCAUCCCAAGUCCCAUUCUGUAGUAAAUAAUGCGGGUAUUAUGGGUACGCGUAACCCUCAAAAUACGGGACGGGUAUGAGUAUUCCCAAAUACCCGUUUCCCAUUUUCCACCCCUAGAUGGAGGGUAACCUUAGCCCACACCAUAUUUGCAGGGCUAUAAUACGGCCCAAGUCUAAUUCAUAGGUUUGGCUCGGUCUUGAGCUGGACUUUCCAGCUUUUUAGUUACUGGAUCUACACGCUCAAUAGAAACAAAAACAACAAUCAAUUGCACGUAGGGGUGAACAAACACACCUGCAAACCGACCCACCCGACCCAACCCACCCGUAUUUAUUGCUAAAACGAAGGUUUUGGGUUGGGUGGGGGUUUUAUUUUGUACAACCCGCCUCUUUUGGGUUGGGUUUGAAUUUUGGAUUACACAACCCGUAGAACCCGACCCAACCCGUGUUCCAACUAUUAGUAUGAGUUCGUAUCUAAAAAAUAUUUAUUUCGUAUAUAGUCAUACUUAUGAGAAAAUUAAGAUAUUUCGCCAUAUUUCUCUCAUGAUCUCCAUAAUCUUAUGCAUUCAUCGACUUAAAGUUUAUACAUAAAUUGAAUAUAGUUAUGAUUCAUGU
Molecule: messenger RNA, 3921 nt
Organism: Linum trigynum
Lineage: Eukaryota; Viridiplantae; Streptophyta; Magnoliopsida; Malpighiales; Linaceae
Source: the annotation of a GenBank genome assembly